AUGUCAGCCGCAGACGAGCUCUUGAGAGAUUUUGAGGAGGAUAUGGAGGACCUGGAGGCGGACGGCCUCCAGGAGAACGAAGGCCUCCAGGAAGGCGAGAAUGUGGCGGAGAAGGACGAGCCCAGCAGGGAAGACACUGGGGUGAAGAAUGACUUCGAGGUUGCCAUGUCCACGGCCGAUGAACUCUCACGACUACACAAAGUGCUGCGCGACCACUACUCGAUUCGAUUUCCAGAGCUCGAGACUCUGAUUACGAAUCCUAUCGACUACGCAAAAACAGUCGCUAUCUUGCAAAAUGGCCCGCUCAACAACAUCAAAGAGCUGGCGAACUCGUCAGACAACAUGGUCGGGGUGCCGCUCAAAUCCAUUCUGGAUGGGCCAUCGUUGAUGGUUGUCGCGGUCGAAGGAACGACGACGCGCGGCCGAGAAAUGACCGAGGCGGAGCUGAAGAUUGUUCGCGACACCUGCGAGAAAAUCUUGAAGCUGGAUCGGGAGCGAACGGCGCGCAUUGAAAGCGUCCAGUCUCGUGUGACCGAAAUCGCGCCGAACCUGACCGCCUUGAUCGGGCCGCAGACUGCUGCUCAGUUUUUGAACCAGGCCGGUGGACUCAUGGAGCUUGCGAAGAUUCCCGCAUGUAACCUGGCGGCACAAGGGUCAAAGAAGCAGGAAGGCUUGGGGUUUGCGACCAACGUGGGAAUCCGGCAGCAAGGAUUUCUGUACCACUCGCCCAUCAUCCAGAGCAUUCCAAACGAUCUGAAGCGCCAGGCCAUGCGCAUCGUCUCCGCCAAAAUGGUGCUUGCUGCCAGAGCUGAUGUCGCUCGAUCCAGUCCCGACGGUUCGAUGGGGGAGGAGCUCAAGCGGCAGUGCUUUCAACGGCUUGAAAAACUGACGGAGCCACCACCGAACAGAGGUCCCCGUGCGCUCCCUGCGCCGGACGACAAGCCAUCCCGAAAGCGAGGAGGACGACGUGCUCGUAAGGCCAAGGAAGCCGUGGCGAUGACAGAGCUCCGCAAAGCCCAGAACAGAGUGGCCUUUGGCAAAGAGGAGCAGGAAGCCGGCUAUGGAACCGGAGAAGAGACCAUCGGGCUUGGGAUGCUCGGCCAGGAGAACGACGGCCGUGUUCGCGCCACGCAGAUCGAUCAACGCACGCGGGCCAAACUCAGCAAGUCCAACAAAGGCUGGGGCGGCAUCACCCCGCUCAGCGGUACGGCGACGUCGCUUCGGGGCGUUGGACCGGGCAGUGCGUCGGUUCUUCAGGCCAAGGGUCUCCGUACAUCGGGUGUUGGUCCAACUCUGGGAGCAGGGCCGGCAGGUACGGCCAGUUCGCUUGCAUUCACGCCCGUGCAGGGCUUGGAGUUGGUUGAUCCCAAAGUUCAAGCGGAGCUCAACCGCAAGCGCAAGGCCGAGGAGGACCGAUGGUUCAAGAGCGGGACUUUCACGCAGGUGGGCAAUCAGAGCAGUGCUGGGAAGGUCGAUAGUGCAGGGUUCAAAGUGCCCGAAAUCCCAGCCCGGAAGAAGGUUGAUACAGGCGAGGGCAAGAUGCCGCCGCCUCCAGUUCCGGUUAAAAAGUGA
Molecule: messenger RNA, 1572 nt
Organism: Rasamsonia emersonii CBS 393.64
Lineage: Eukaryota; Fungi; Ascomycota; Eurotiomycetes; Eurotiales; Trichocomaceae
Product: Pre-mRNA splicing factor (Prp31)
Exons: 1
Coding region: 1-1572 (523 amino acids)
Biological process (GO): mRNA splicing, via spliceosome; spliceosomal tri-snRNP complex assembly
Cellular component (GO): precatalytic spliceosome; U4/U6 x U5 tri-snRNP complex; U4 snRNP
Source: RefSeq, a predicted model, not a curated record